UGUUGGAGAGACACAUAGUUUCGUUGGCAAACCAACACACAAAUCCCCAACUCCUGCUUUUCUUUGCGCGAUCACGGUUCCUUUGGUUGCUUGUCAGUUGGCAUCCGAGUGCCAGUCAUAACGGGCUUUAUAUAUUUUUCUAUAAACCAUAGUGUUUUUUACAAUUUAAACGUAUAAGUUUAUGUUAUUUAAACGUCAUUAUACAAUAUAAUGAUAAAAGUAUAAAUUGCAUUACAUACUUUUUGUGUUUGUGCAUUGAUUUCAUAAUUUUAUUUUGUGCACAAGUGGAUUUUUAAAUUAAUUUCUCUUUGUUAUUUAAAAUAACAAAUUAAUAAUUUUGCAUAUUAAAUUUUGUUACUUGAUAUAUAUUUGUGAAUUAUUUAGAGCAUAAAAUAGCUCAGGUGAAAAUAAUUAUAUUAUAUUAUCCAAAUGAGGAUUUAAAAUAUAUAUCAAUUUUUUCUUUUCAUUUUGGAGCAACAAGUGGUAUAAUAGCUAAGAAUUAUUUGAUAUAAAAAAAAACACAUUGAAUAAUAUCUCACCAGGUGUUAGAUAUAUACAGAUAAAUAUAAAUAUUUUUUUAUAUAAUUUAUUACUGAUGAAUAACUAAAAUAUAUAUUUGUGCACUAAUUGUCAUCAUAAAUGAACAUCGUGAAUGCACUCAAGCAUAUCAUGACUUGACGUUGUAUAUUUUUAGAGUAUACACAAAAGAAUGCGUACAAGGUGUGCCAUAAAAACAUGUUUGAAAAAAAAGCCAAAGUAAUCAUCAUCAACAACAACGACAACAAUAAAAAAACUGAAUAAAAAAUUAUCAAUAUAUUUGUUAAUAAUAACAACAACACCAACAAAAAAAAAAACCAUAUUAAAAUUUAAAAAUAAAAAAAAAAAAAGAGCUAAACGAGAAAAAUAAAAAUGCGAAACGGAGCUCAGGCACAACAAACAGCGGUGAUGGCGCCGCCUCACCUGAACGGAUCGGCACAGUUUAUAUCCGGCGGAUAUGUCGGUUAUGUGUCUCGUCAAUCCUGGUCCCAAUUUCAAACUGUACAACAACAACAGCAACAACAACAAAAUCAAAAUCAAAGACGUAAUGGUAGUAAUAGACCUAUUUCUCAUCCACCACCACCACCAUCACCCUCAACAACAACAACAACAACAACAUCAUCAUCAUCAUCCUCGUCAUCAUCAUCGUCAUCAUCACAAGCAUCUCCUACAACACAUCAACGUAAUAUUAAUGGUGGACAACAACAAUUACAACAAAAACAACAACAACAAUCAAAAAAUAAUUCUCUUCCGCGAUCGCGAAUCACGCAAACAAGAAGUACGACGCCCUCGAAGGUUGAUCCAGAAUUGAUAUUUACAAAACAAGAAAGAAUUGGAAAAGGUAGUUUUGGAGAGGUAUUCAAGGGUAUUGACAAUAGAAGUCAGCAAGUUGUUGCUAUUAAAAUCAUUGAUUUGGAAGAAGCUGAAGAUGAAAUUGAGGAUAUUCAGCAAGAAAUUAUGGUAUUGUCGCAGUGCGACAGUCCAUAUGUCACAAAAUAUUAUGGAUCUUAUCUCAAGGGAACGAAAUUAUGGAUCAUCAUGGAAUAUUUGGGUGGUGGAUCAGCAUUAGAUCUCAUGAAAGCCGGAAGCUUUGAGGAAAUGCAUAUUGCUGUUAUUCUACGUGAAGUAUUAAAAGGCCUUGAUUAUUUACACAGUGAACGAAAACUUCAUCGAGACAUUAAAGCUGCCAAUGUUUUAUUGAGUGAAAUGGGUGAUGUUAAAUUGGCUGAUUUUGGUGUUGCUGGUCAACUAACAAAUACAACAAGUAAAAGAAAUACAUUUGUUGGUACACCAUUUUGGAUGGCACCAGAAGUCAUUAAACAAUCUGCCUAUGAUUCAAAAGCAGAUAUUUGGUCACUUGGUAUAACAGCAAUUGAAUUAGCAAAAGGUGAACCACCAAAUAGUGAAUUACAUCCAAUGAGAGUAUUAUUUUUAAUACCAAAAAAUAAUCCACCUCAAUUAACUGGAAAUUAUACAAAACAAUUUAAAGAAUUUGUUGAAGCAUGUCUUAAUAAAGAUCCAGAAAAUCGUCCAACAGCAAAAGAAUUAUUAAAAUUUCAAUUUAUACGUAAAGCUAAAAAAAAUUCAUAUCUUAUUGAUUUAAUUGAUAGAUAUAAAAAAUGGAAAUCACAAAGAAGUGAAGAAUCUGAAACUGAAAGUGAAAAUUCAGAUUCAGAAGAAUCAAAACAAGAUAGUGAUUUAGAUGAACCAUGGAUUAUGACUGUUAAAGGACCACAUGUUGGUAAAACAAAUAUUGUAUCAACAGUAUUAUCACAAAUUGAUGAACAAUCAUGUUCAUUAAAUCAAAAUAAAUUAACAACAAAUACAACAACAACAACAAUAAAUCAUCGUGGUGAUAUUAAUAAUCAACAAUUAUUAAAAACAACAACAACAUCAAAUGGUGGUAGUAGUAUUAAUAUUAGUGGUAUUAAUAAAUCACCAUCAAAAGAUAUAACAAUAAAUCAACAUUAUAGAAAUGAUAUUGGACAACAAAGUAAACAUAAUAAUAAUAAUAAUAUUAAUACAAAUAAUAAUAAUAGUAAUAAUAAUACACCUGUAAGACCACAUGAUAUUGCACCAGCACCACCAGUUGAAUUACGUGAUAAACGUGAUUAUUGUGAAUGGAAAAGAGAAUUAAAAGAUAUACGUGAACGUGAUAAUAAUAAUACACAAGAUAAAAAAAAUAGUAAAACUGAUAUAACAGUAUUACAAAAUGAUGAUAAACAAAGACCAAGAAGUUCACAAGAUUCUAAAACAUCUAAAAGUCAAGUAUUAACAUCUGUUAUAAUACCAUUGUUAAGUGAAUUACAAAGAAAAUAUCAAUAUUCAACAAGAGAUAAUAAUAAUGAAACAUCUAGUACUGGAAGAAAUUUAAAUAAUAAUAAUAUAAAUAAUAAUAUAAAUAAUAAUAAUAAUAAUAGUAGUAGUGGUGCUAUUGAUGAAUUAAAAAGCGCAUUUGAAAUUGCUGAAAGAACAUCACCUGGUAUUAAUGAAGCACUUGUCAGAGAAAUUCUUAAGGCAUUAUUACCAGCAAAUCAUUCAGACAGUAGAUUGUCUAUGCUCAUGGAAAAAGUUAUUUUAAGGGACACGUAGGAACAGGCAUGGACAAAUUUAUCCAAGAGACUGUUAUUUUUCAAGACUUUAACGUUGUGAAAAUAAAUAUAUAUAUAUAUUAUAAAUAUAAUAUAUCGUAAUUAAAUAUGCGAUUAAAAUUAUUUGCUGAUAAUACUGGAUGACCCAUUUUAACAAAAUCACGAUAAUGAUAAUCACGUGCCAGUGGUCUAUUCAAAUUCCUGCCUAUUUUAAAGUUGAAAAAAAAAAAAUAACAAAAUAAUAAUUAAUUUGAUGCAGACGAUUUUUAUUUAAAAAAAAAAAAAAAAAAAUCUAGAUGUAUAUUUUUCUUUGAGUUGUUUGUUUUUUUUGAAAAAAAAAAAACAAAUAAUAUAUUUUUUUCUCAAGUUGUUGAUUUUUAUUAUAUAUAAUUUCUUAUAUUUUUUAAUUUUAAUAUAGGCUGGUAAUAAUAAAAAAAAAAAAAAAGUUUAAAAUUAUUUACCAUUAUGGGCAGUAAAUGUUUUGAAGUAUUUUGUUAAUCGUUGCGCAUCUAGAGUUAGUUUAUAUAUAAAAUAAAAAAUUAAAACAAAAAAAAGGCAAUCAGUAAUAUAUUUAUUACUGAUAUAAAAAUAAUAAAUUUAAAAAAAAUAAAAAUGCCAUGUAAAUAUGUAUUUAGAAAUAUAAGAUAUUAAUUAAUUAUUGUUAUGGUUGACAAUAUUCUGUCAACUUGUUUCCACCCAAGUUCUGACACCCACAAUGGGAGUUUUGUUCCACAAAAAUAUAUUUAUAGAUAUAUUAAAGAAAAAAAAAAAAAACGUUCAAGAUAAGGUAUAAAAUGUUACCCUCUCUUAACACCUAUAAAACAUUGGACAAGUUGUUUUUAAUAUAUUCUUUUCUUUUUUUUUCUCUUCCACACAUUUAUUAACUACUUUAAGAAAUAAACAUUUUUCUUUUAUUCUUUUUGUUUAUCCUUUUUUUGAAUAAAUAAAUAAAAUAUUUAAAUAAUACUCUCAGUUUUAUUCUUGUUCUUAAAACGAGAUUUAGAUAAAAUGUUAAAUCAGAGAAAAAAAAUAUAAAAUUAACACACAAAUCUUAUAAAGUAAACAGAACAAAAAAAAGAAAUAUAAAAAAAAAACAG
Aphidius gifuensis is the source of this 4225-nucleotide messenger RNA. It is a transcript of the gene GckIII, whose product is annotated as serine/threonine-protein kinase 26. Lineage: Eukaryota; Metazoa; Arthropoda; Insecta; Hymenoptera; Braconidae. The record is from RefSeq and is a predicted model, not a curated record. The coding region runs from base 910 to 3129 and encodes 739 amino acids. Gene Ontology annotation, molecular function: ATP binding; protein kinase activity. The transcript is spliced from 6 exons. Gene Ontology annotation, biological process: protein phosphorylation.